Penaeus vannamei (Pacific white shrimp) is the source of this 3534-nucleotide messenger RNA. Lineage: Eukaryota; Metazoa; Arthropoda; Malacostraca; Decapoda; Penaeidae. The record is from RefSeq and is a predicted model, not a curated record.
AUGCCGCCACCUAGCAUGGAGUAUGGAGAUCAAACAUUGGGUAGUCAGACAGCGUGUCACCUCUGCCACCUACAGGUCAGCAGGUCCAAGUUAAUGGCAGGUCAUAGGACCCAAUAUCUACAUGGUUCUCAAGCUGUUGUUCUUUCUGAGGUAGAAUCAAAUGAAGUUUUAAUAGCUAUGCUUUUGAACGGAGUUUGCUUUACAGUCGACGGGAGAUAUGUAACAUGUGCUGAGGUACAACAGAUUGACUUCAAUCUGGAACAUGUACGGUUCGAUGAUAUUGUGUUUUGUAGCGACAGUGAUACAAUGUGUCAGGGCUUUCGGGAUAUCACAAGGAAGUCCUCUUGUGAAUUAUGUCUAGACCAAAACCGUUUUCCACAACAACAGCUGAAAAUUGAAUUCUGUGGAACUGGAAAACAGGCUGGAGCAGCCGUUGGCUUCGAGUACGUGGAAAUCCUGACUGACGACUCCACGCUGCCGCCUACCGCCCCCGGAUCCACUACGACCACAACCCCUGAGCCUACAACCACCACAACCCCUGAGCCUACAACCACCACAACCCCUGAGCCUACAACUACAACCACUGAGCUUACAAUCACAACCCCAGAGCCUACUACUACAACCACUACAACCACUGAGCCUACAACCACCACAACUGAGCCUACAACCACAACCACCACAACCCCUGAGCUAACAACCACCACAACCCCUGAGCCUACAAUCACAACCCCUGAGCCUACAACUACAACCACCACUGAACCUACAACUACAACUACCACAACCCUUGAACCUACAACUACAACUACAACCCCUGAGCCUACAUCUACAACUACUGAACUUACAACCACCACAGCCCCAGAGCCUACAACUACAACCACUGAACCUACAACUAAAACCACCGCCUCAACCACUGAACCUACAACCACCACAACCCCUGAGCCUACUACUAUAACCACUGAUCCUACAACUACAACCACUGAGCUUGCAACCACAAUCCCAGAGCCUACUACUACAACCACCACAGCCUCUGAGCCUACAACCACCACAACCCCUGAGCCUACAGCCACCACAACCUCUGAGCCUACAACCAACCACACCCUGACCCAUGAGCCUACAACCACAACCCCUGAGCCUACAACUACAACCACCAUAACCACUGAGCAUACAACCACCACAAACCUUGAGCCUACAACUACCACAACCCCUGAGCCUACAUCUACAACCACUGAACUUACAACCACCACAGCCCCACAACCUCCAACUACAACCACUGAAUCUACAACCACCACACCCCCAGAGCCUACUACUAGAACUACUGAUCGUACGACCACAACCACUGAGCUUACAAUCACAACCCUAGAGCCUACUACUACAACCACUACAACCCCUGAGCCUACAACCACCACAACCCCUGAGCCUACAACUACAACCACUGAAUCUACAUCCACAACCCCAGAGCCUACAACCACCACACCUACAACUACAACCACCAUAACCACUGAGCAUACAACCACCACAAACCUUGAGCCUACAACUACCACAACCCCUGAGCCUACAUCUACAACCACUGAACUUACAACCACCACAGCCCCACAGCCUCCAACUACAACCACUGAACCUACAACCACCACACCCCCGCUACUACUAACUACUGAUCAGCCAACAACUACAACCCCUGAGCCUACAACUACAUCCCCUGAGCCUAUAUCUACCACAACCCCAGAGCCUACAACUACAACCACCACAACCCCUGAGCCUACAACAACAACCACAGAUCCUACAACCACCAUAACCACUGAACCUACUACUACAACCUCUAAGCCUACAACUACAACCACUGAGCCUACAUCUACCACAAGCCCAGAGCCUACAUCUACUACAGCCCCACAGCCUACAUCUACCACAACCCCAGAGCCUACAUCUACCACAGCCCCAGAGCCUACAUCUACCACAACCCCAGAACCUACAACUACAGCCAUUGGGCCUACAGCCACCACAACCCCUGAGCCUACAACUACAACCACCACAACCACUGACCCUACAACUACAACAAUUGAGCCUGCAUCUACCACAACCCCAGAGCCUACAACUACAACCACCCAAACUCCAGAGCCUACAACCACCAAAACUACUGAACCUACUACUACAGCCUCUGAUCCUACAACUUCAACCCCUACAAUUACAACCACCAUAACCCCUGAGCUUACAAACACAACCACCACAACCCUUGAGCUUACAACUACAACCACAACCCCUGAGCCUACAACUACAACUACCACAACCCCUGAGCCUACAACCACAACCACCACAACCCUUGAGCCUACAACUACAACUACCACAACCCCUGAGCCUACAACUACAACCACCACAACCCUUGAGCCUACAACUACAACCACCACAAACCCUGAGCCUACAACUAAAACCACCACAACCACUGAGACUACAACUACAACCACCACAACCACUGAACCUACUACUACAACCACAGACCCUACAACUACAACCACCACAACCACUGAACCUACUACUACAACCACAGAGCCUACAACUGCAACUCCUGAGCCUACAUCUACAACCACUGAGCUUACAACUAUCACAACCCAGAGCCCUACAACUAAAACCACCACAACCACUGAGACUACAACUACAACCACCACAACCACUGAACCUACUACUACAACCACAGACCCUACAACUACAACCACCACAACCACUGAACCUACUACUAAAACCACAGAGCCUACAACUGCAACUCCUGAGCCUACAUCUACAACCACUGAGCUUACAACCAUCACAACCCCGGAGCCUACAACUACAACCAACACAACCCUAGAGCCUACAACUACAACCACCAGAACGCCUUUGCCUAGAACAACCUCAACCACUGACAUUACUACUACAACCUCUGUCUCUGCAGUUACAACCACUGGGCCUACGACAACCACAACCAUUGAACCUACAACGACCACAAAUGGGCCUACAACCACAACCCCAGGGUCUACAACUACAACCGCUGAGCUUACAACAGCCAGACCUGGUUCCAGAACAACCACAACUGCGAACACCCCGACCAGUCCCCUGACAACAGCACCGACGAGUGUCCCAGGCCCCACCCCAGCGCCCCCGGGCUCGUGCGGCGCCCCCGUGUGCGUCCUGGGCCUGACGGUGGCGCAGUUCAUCGUGGUCGCGGUGGCCUGCUUCACCCUGCUCAUGGUCGUCGUCAUUCUCCUGAUGGUGGCCUUCCGGAGGCGCCGACGGAGGACGUUCGUCAAGGUCCGUUAUCACCCAAAAGCGGAAGGACAUGGACUCCCCCAUCACGUGACCUUGCUCCUGACCGCCCACGCCCCGCCCCUUACGCACGCCCUCGCCCCACCCCUCCGCCGCCCCCGCCCUCACGCCCUCGCCGACGCGUAUAAAAGGCAGCCUCAGACUCCUUCUCCUCAUCACGCCUUCUUCCGGCCGAGGUCUUCCCCUGAAUCGCAGAUCUUACUUCAGAGUGCAAGUAAGGGUUCAAACUGUGUCACUGGUUCAUAG